AGGAAAACGAAAUUUCAACCCUCCCAUUUCAUAUGGCGUUCGCAAAUUUUGAAAAAUAAGGCCACUGACCAUAUUUGUGUCAGAAUACCUCAAUUAAUAGCAAUUAAAUAACUCCCCUUUCUAGCCAACCAAACUAUUUAAUACUUCAUUGUUACAUUAGCAUUUCUCAAUAGGACCAAUUUUUCUUCCUGCAUCAUUUUAAUUACGCCCAGUUCAAUAGAUCUGGAAGUUGCUUUAUCCGUUAAUUUAGUUUAGCCAUGUUUAGAGCACUGAGCACACGAAGAGAUUAUAAAGGAUAUGAUGAAUUGAUUAAAGAGGAGGCACCAUCAACUCCACUAGUAGAGCCAAAGCUGAACCGAAACAGAAGCGUUCCAGCAGCUAAAUUUUUUAGUCCAUCCAGGAAGGUGACGACGCCGGAGCAGAAUUUCCCGAUGAGUCCUCAAUUGAAUAAAGAAGCGAAAAAAGCUAGCAAACUUCACCCGAUAUUCAGUCUAUUCGAAACGAAGAAGAAGAAAAAGGCAACUGCUAGGCCCGAAUUCUCGAGGUACAUUCAGUAUGUUAGAGAGGGAGGGUUUGGUGAUGUGUUGCAGACUUCUUCAGUUCCUCCAACUUCACCACGGCUGUAGAUUGAUUAAAGAAAUUUGGUAAUUAUGAUGGACCACCUUGAUUUUUUGAUUUCCUGGUACAGAAGAUCUCGUUGAUAACAACUUGAUAUAUAAUACUAAUAAUUCAUAUCAUCAUGUGAUUUUAGA
This is a messenger RNA of Solanum dulcamara, 752 nucleotides long. RefSeq lists its product as uncharacterized. The record is from RefSeq and is a predicted model, not a curated record. The transcript has a single exon. Bases 258 to 626 code for a protein of 122 amino acids. Lineage: Eukaryota; Viridiplantae; Streptophyta; Magnoliopsida; Solanales; Solanaceae.